Messenger RNA from Hordeum vulgare subsp. vulgare (domesticated barley), 3382 nucleotides. Its product is annotated as receptor protein kinase TMK1-like. Lineage: Eukaryota; Viridiplantae; Streptophyta; Magnoliopsida; Poales; Poaceae. The record is from RefSeq and is a predicted model, not a curated record. Bases 195 to 3047 code for a protein of 950 amino acids. The transcript has 2 exons. Gene Ontology annotation, biological process: protein phosphorylation. Gene Ontology annotation, molecular function: protein binding; protein kinase activity; ATP binding.
CCAUCAAAGGAAAGGAAAGGAAAGGAAACCAAGGCGUAGCGAGCGAAUCCCCCUCACCUCGCCGCUUAUCCCCACCCCCAUCCCUCCCUUCCUUCCUCCCCACCCCAACGCCGGCCACCGCCACCGCCACCCAACCCCGGCCGCCUCGCCGCGCCACCACCAAUGCACCCGGACCCGUAGUUGCACCACUCCCCAUGGACGCGCCACCGCACCUCCUCCUGCUCCUCCUCGUAGCUGCAACGGCCGCGGCCGUCGUCGGCGGGUCGAUCCACCCGGGCGACCUGGCCGUGCUCGAGGACCUGCGGGGCACGCUGACAAACCCGGAGGUGCUCGCCUGGCCAAAGGGCGCCGAGCCGUGCGGCGGCGGGUGGGCGCACGUCUCCUGCGACCGCGACGGCCGGGUCAACAACCUCGACCUCAAGAGCGUCGGCCUCGCCGGCGCCCUCCCGGCCACCUUCGCCUCCCUCGACGCGCUCGAGGACCUCAGCCUCCAGACCAACAACCUCUCCGGCCCGCUCCCCUCCUUCCGCGGCAUGGCCGCCCUCCGCCACGCAUACCUCAACGACAACGCCUUCGACGCCCUCCCCGCCGACUUCUUCGACGGCCUCGACAGCCUCGAGGAGAUCUGCCUCGACAACAACCCGCUCAACAGGACGUCCGGCGGCUGGGAGGUGCCGCCCACGCUCGCGUCCUCCUCGCCGCAGCUCAUGAGCCUGCGCCUCGUCAACUGCAGCCUUGUCGGCGGGAUCCCGGGGUUCCUCGGCGGCAUGAGCGGGCUGCAGAUGCUCUCCCUCUCCUACAACUCGCUCUCCGGCCCCAUCCCCGAAAGCUUCGCGGGGUCCGGCCUCCAGAAGCUCUGGCUCAACAACCAGCUCGGCGAGACCAAGCUCUCCGGCACGCUCGACGUGCUCGCCGGGAUGACCCACCUCCAGCAGGCCUGGCUGCACGGCAACCAGUUCACCGGCCCCAUCCCCGACGGCAUCUCCAACUGCAAGCAGCUCGCCUACCUCUAUCUCAACAACAACAACCUCGUCGGCCUCGUGCCGCCCGGCCUCGCCGCCCUGCCGCUGCUCCACGACGUCAAGCUCGACAACAACAACCUCGUCGGCCCCGCCCCGGCGCUCAAGGCCGGCGGCAACAUCACCAUCUCCCACAAUGGCUUCUGCGCCGACAAGCCCGGGGACAAGUGCGCGCCGGAGGUCAUGGCAUUGCUCCACUUCAUCGCCGACGCUGGUUACCCGCACAAGCUCACCGAUUCAUGGUCCGGGAACGACCCCUGCAAGGGCUGGCUCGGCGUCACCUGCACUCAGGGCAAGGUGUCGGUGCUCAACCUGCCUUCCUCUGGCCUCAAUGGCACCAUCAGCAAGAGCCUCGGAGACCUGUCUGCGCUCUCGGACAUCAGGCUCGACAGCAAUCACCUCACUGGCCAUGUCCCGGACAGCCUCACCGGCCUCAAGCUGCUAAAGAAGCUCGAUCUGGGCAUGAACGACCUGAAUGGGCCGCUGCCGGCAUUCAGGCCGGACGUCAAUGUCAUUCUCACCGGCAAUCCCAACUUCAACACGCAGUCGUCGCCCGGUGGUUCUGCUCCCAAGGACAAGGACGCCCCUCGGUCACCGACGCCAAGCGCGCUCGGCUCACAAGGCCAAGGGGCUGCCACUCCCGACAAAGGGAACAAGAAGAGCAAAGUUGUGUUGCUGGCUACCACAAUUCCGGUUGCGAUCGGGGUGGUGUCUCUGCUGUCACUGGGUGCUGUGGUGCUCUUCUGCAAGAAAAAUGGGUCGUCGGUGCAGCCGCAGGCGACCUCGUCCGUGGUCGUCCACCCCCGCAACAGCCCUGACCCAGAAAACAUGGUCAAGGUUGUCAUGACGAGCAAUGACAGCUUCGGCGCUACGUCGAGCGGAACCAGCAGCCGGGACAGUGACAUUCACAUGACCGAGGCACGCAGUUUUAUGGUCUCCCUGCAGGUUCUUCGUUGUGCCACCAAGAACUUUGCUCAGGACAAUGUGCUUGGCCGUGGCGGGUUCGGCGUCGUUUACAAAGGGGUGCUCUACGAUGGCACCAUGAUUGCUGUGAAGAGGAUGGAGUCUUCGGUGAUCAGCAACAAGGCCCUCGACGAGUUCCAAGCAGAGAUUGCAAUUCUAACCAAGGUCCGGCACCGCAACCUGGUGUCAAUAAUGGGCUACGCAAGCGAAGGGAAUGAAAGGCUGCUGGUCUACGAGCACAUGUCCAAUGGAGCGCUGAGCAAGCAUCUGUUCCAUUGGAAGCAGUAUGAGCUGGAGCCCCUCUCAUGGAAGAAGAGGCUCAACAUCGCCCUCGACGUUGCUCGUGGAAUGGAAUAUCUUCACACCCUCGCACAGCAGUGCUACAUUCACAGGGAUCUUAAGUCAGCAAACAUUCUACUCGGCGAUGAUUUCCGAGCAAAGGUCUCAGAUUUCGGGCUCCUUAAAUCUGCACCGGACGGCAACUUCUCCGUGGCAACCAGACUGGCUGGAACUUUUGGAUACUUGGCACCUGAAUAUGCCGUGACCGGAAAAAUCACAACAAAAGCAGAUGUCUUCAGCUUCGGGGUGGUGCUGAUGGAGCUGAUAACCGGAAUGACGGCCAUCGACGAGAGACGCAUCGACGAGGAAACCCGGUAUCUGGCCUCGUGGUUCUGUCAGAUAAGGAAGGACGAAGAGAAGUUCAGGGCAGCCAUCGACCCGACCCUGGAGCUCACCGACGAGAUCUUCGAGAGCAUCUCGGUGAUCGCGGAGCUCGCCGGCCACUGCACCUCCCGGGAGCCCUCCCAGCGGCCGGACAUGGGGCACGCCGUGACGGUGCUGGUGCCCAUGGUGGAGAAGUGGAAGCCGUCCAACAACGAGGCCGAGGACUACAUGGGCAUCGACCUGCACCUGCCACUGCUCCAGAUGGUGAAGGGAUGGCAGGAGUCAGAGGCGAGCAUGACCGACGGGAGCAUCAUGAGCCUGAGCCUCGAAGACAGCAAGGGCAGCAUCCCUGCCCGGCCCGCCGGGUUCGCCGAGUCCUUCACCUCCGCCGACGGCCGGUGAAGAACCACCAUCCCCAUCGUCACCGCCACCAUGUCUACAAGAAAUAAGUACAUUGUCUCUCCCGGACCUCAUCAUCCCCUGUUUCCGCACAGCGUUUCUUCUGUAGGUAAAGAGUAAAGGAGCGCGCCGUUCGUCGUCGUCGUCCAUGCGCUUGUGCUUCUGCCGUCGCCGCUGUAGAUAGACAUCGUGUCUUGUUUUUUUGUUCUCUUUUUUGUUCAACUGGGCACCGUAGGACGGAUCGAUUGGUUGCCCUUUCUUCCAAUUAUUCCAGUCUUGAGACUGAAGCUUCUGGCUUUUACCUAGCAAUCAAAUCAAAUCAUAUAAUGCUUCUUUGA